This is a messenger RNA of Mesocricetus auratus (golden hamster), 5690 nucleotides long. RefSeq names its product extended synaptotagmin 2 (gene Esyt2). NCBI's taxonomy places the organism in Eukaryota, Metazoa, Chordata, Mammalia, Rodentia, Cricetidae. Gene Ontology annotation, biological process: lipid transport. Gene Ontology annotation, molecular function: lipid binding. The coding region runs from base 73 to 2778 and encodes 901 amino acids. The transcript has 24 exons. The record is from RefSeq and is a predicted model, not a curated record.
GGAGGAGGAGGAGGGAGGAGGAGGAGGGAGCUGCGCGGCUGGCUGGCUGGCUGGCUGGCCGGCCGGCUGGCGAUGAGCGGCGCCGGGGACGAGGAGGGCGUCCCGGAGGCCGGGGCUGGCGGGACCGGGCCCCGCUGCGAGCCCCAGGCCCCGGGCAGCGCGCUGAGCGUGGACUUGUCGGGGCUGCUGGGUCAGCUGGCGCGCAGCUUCGCGCUGCUGCUGCCGGUGUACGCCCUGGGCUACCUGGGUCUGAGCUUCAGCUGGGUGCUGCUGGCGCUCGGGCUCCUCGCCUGGUGCCGCCGGAGCCGCGGCCUCAAGGCCAGCCGCCUGUGCCGCGCGCUGGAGCUCCUGGAGGACGAGGAGCGAGCCGUGCGCCUCGGGGUGCGCGCCUGCGACCUGCCCGCCUGGGUUCAUUUUCCAGACACGGAAAGAGCAGAAUGGCUAAAUAAGACCGUAAAGCACAUGUGGCCCUUUAUUUGUCAGUUCAUCGAGAAGCUCUUUCGUGAAACCAUAGAGCCAGCUGUGCGGGGAGCAAAUACGCAUCUCAGCACCUUCAGCUUCACGAAAGUGGACGUGGGUCAGCAGCCCCUUAGAGUCAAUGGUGUUAAAGUUUAUACUGAAAAUGUAGACAAAAGACAAAUUAUUCUGGACCUUCAGAUUAGUUUUGUAGGAAAUUGUGAGAUUGAUUUGGAGAUCAAACGAUAUUUCUGUAGAGCUGGUGUGAAAAGUAUUCAGAUUCAUGGGACAAUGCGAGUGAUCCUGGAGCCCCUGAUAGGAGACAUGCCUCUCGUUGGAGCAUUGUCCAUCUUCUUCCUUAGGAAACCACUUUUAGAGAUUAACUGGACAGGACUGACUAAUCUCCUGGACAUCCCUGGACUGAAUGGUUUAUCUGAUACUAUCAUCCUGGAUAUAAUAUCAAACUAUCUGGUGCUUCCUAAUCGCAUCACGGUUCCUCUUGUCAGUGAAGUUCAAAUAGCACAGUUGCGGUUUCCCAUACCAAAGGGUGUGCUAAGGAUCCAUUUCAUUGAAGCUCAGGAUCUUCAGGGGAAAGACACCUACCUUAAAGGCCUUGUCAAGGGAAAAUCAGACCCCUAUGGAAUCAUCCGAGUGGGCAACCAGAUCUUCCAGAGUAAGAUUAUCAAGGAGAACCUUAGUCCAAAGUGGAACGAGGUAUAUGAGGCUUUGGUCUAUGAACACCCUGGACAAGAAUUGGAGAUUGAACUGUUUGAUGAAGAUCCAGACAAGGAUGACUUCUUAGGAAGUCUUAUGAUUGAUCUUAUUGAAGUUGAGAAGGAGCGCCUUUUAGACGAAUGGUUCACUCUGGACGAGGUGCCCAAAGGAAAGCUGCAUUUGAAGUUAGAGUGGCUCACACUGAUGCCAGACGCGGCAAACCUGGACAAGGUGCUGGCAGACAUCAGAGCUGAUAAGGAUCAAGCCAAUGAUGGUCUUUCAUCCGCACUGUUGAUCUUGUAUUUGGACUCUGCAAGGAACCUUCCGAGUAUCUUCGAGGGAAACUUUGGGUGUGGCUACUUAAAAGAGAGGCGAGCGUCGGGACUAGUGUUUUGUGAGAAUACUACCUCAGUCUAUAGAGCACUAUUUAGUAACCCAUUAGACUUUAACCCUGGUGUCUUGAAGAAGUCUGCAGUUCAGAGAGCUUUGAAGUCAGGGAAGAAAAUGAACAGCAACCCAAACCCGCUUGUCCAGAUGUCAGUCGGCCACAAGGCUCAAGAGAGUAAGAUCCGGUACAAAACUAGUGAGCCGGUGUGGGAGGAAAACUUCACUUUCUUCAUUCACAACCCCAAGCGCCAGGACCUGGAAGUUGAGGUCAAAGACGAGCAGCAUCAGUGUUCUCUGGGGAGCCUGAGGAUCCCGCUCAGCCAACUGCUUAUGAGUGACAACAUGACCAUAAACCAGCGGUUCCAUCUCAGCAACUCGGGUCCAAACAGCACCUUAAAAAUGAAGAUUGCCCUCCGGGUCCUCCAUCUUGAGAAGCAGGAAAGGCCUCCAGACUACCAGCACUCAGCCCGAGUGAAGCGGCCGUCUGUCUCCAAAGAAGGGCGAAAAGUGCCUGUCAAGUCUCAGACGUCUGUGACUCCAGGCACCGGUGGCAACAACACUGCUCCGUCAACACCCGGCACGGGAGACGAUAAGCCCGUCAGGGAGGAGAAGCCCCAGCCCCCGGAGGCCAGCCCUCUAGGACAUCGUGACCUAGGCAGGAGCUCCUCCAGCCUCUUGGCCUCUCCAAGCCACGUCUCAGCCAAGGAACCUACCCCAAGCAUUGCCUCAGACAUAUCACUGCCCAUUGCCACCCAAGAGCUGAGGCAGAGGCUGCGUCAACUUGAAAAUGGGACCACCCUAGGACAGUCUCCCCUGGGGCAGAUCCAGCUGACCAUCCGCCACAGCUCCCAGAGGAACAAGCUCAUUGUGGUCGUGCACUCGUGCAGAAACCUCAUUGCCUUCUCAGAAGAUGGCUCUGACCCAUAUGUCCGCAUGUAUUUAUUGCCAGACAAGAGAAGAUCAGGAAGAAGGAAAACACAUGUGUCAAAGAAAACACUAAACCCUGUGUUUGAUCAGAGCUUCGAUUUCAGUGUGUCAUUGCCUGAGGUGCAGAGGAGAACCCUGGACGUGGCGGUGAAGAACAGCGGGGGCUUCCUGUCCAAAGACAAGGGGCUUCUUGGCAAAGUACUGGUUGCUCUGGCAUCUGAAGAACUCGCCAAGGGCUGGACCCAGUGGUAUGACCUCACAGAAGACGGAACAAGGCCACAGGUGAUCACGUAGCCACGCUGGACGUAAGGCCCGUUUCUCAGCGUAUUGCACCACCUCAACACGGAACACACUUUCUUGCAAAUGUACCAAUGCUAUUUUUAUAAUUUUAAGUACUGAGUUAUACAUACCUUAGUAAUUUUAUAAAACUGUUGGCACUGUAGGAAACUUUGGCCAACACUAUUGUUAAGUUUCCCUGUUGGGUCCAGUGCUUCUCCAGGCACUGCAGAGUGCGGUGGUGCAGGCGUCCGUCCCUGUGCUGCUUGCAGCUCGUCAGCCACGCCCGCUCGGGAGAGGGCGCCCGUACUUGCUGACCGCUGCCUUGCCUUGCGUCCGGAGGUGCACUACACCAUGUAAAUAGACUCUGGUUUUUGUAAUGUCUACGUGCUGGCUUGGAUAAAGAAGAAAAUGUAUCAAGGAAAUACAUAUUUUCUUCUAAAACUUAUUAAAUUCUAUGACAGAUAAUCAUUUUCAUCUUUUCAGCAAAAAAGUUCUCAGAGAUCUGUUGUGUGAUAUAGCUUUUUAAGGGAAAAAUGGAAAGAUUAUUAAAUAUUAGGAUAUUUAUGUCUAGUAUGAAUGAUAAAGUGUUCAGAUUAUUAACAUUGUAAAUAGGAAGAUAGAGUGAGGAGUCAGUGAAUGACGGAUUAAAAGAUGUAUAACUGAGUAAUGGACAAUGCCAAGAGUAUUGUCAAAGCUCAUAAACACAGUGUACUCCUAAGAAGUUGAUUACAUAAGCAAGAAAUGUGCUGUUCAUUUGUAAUUGUUUGUUGUAACUGAUAGAUGAAAUAGUGCAGAGACAGACACAUGCCAGGCGGGCACCUCACACCUGUAACCCAGGAUGCAUGGGAGUCAGAGGGCCUGCCUGGGCUGCGCGGCAACACCCUAUCUUGGGAAAAAGAAAUGUAUACUUUAUGUUUUACCCAAAGCAUAGGAACUAAUCUCUGAUAUUAGGAGAUGAUGUAAGCCUGGUUUGUUUUGUCCAUGUUUGUAACCCAGUGAAGACAGGCCUGUUGUUAAUGGAAAGCGGUGAAACAAGCUGGACGCAUACACGGAGUAGCAUGCUAAAGACUGACACUGCACUGCUCUUGGUGGAGGACCUGGCUCUGCGGCCAUCACACAGGACACACACCUGUGGAUGGAGCCUGCUGUGCUUCCCCUCACACACAAAGGGAGGAACCCUGUCAGCAGCAUCAGCUGCCAGUCUUGGCACUUUCUGGAUAGCCUCAGUCUGUACCAUGUCAGGUCAUAAUAUUGGGAUAGUAUUAUGUGACUUUUAUUUUAGAGUCCUCUUUUCCUCUUCAGAUUAUGAAAAGCAUGUUUUACAUGUGUAGGAGUCCCCCAGAGCCUCUUGUGAGGUGAGGCUACAUCGCAGUGUUAUAAGCUAUGCAUGUCUGUAAGCAAAAUAUGCACAAAUGUGGGAAGACAUUUUCAGUAUGCAUUUUAAGCUACAGGAGAAAAGGGCUUCUCCCCCAUGAAAUCAUUUAAAACUGUGUACACUUACAGCAGGAAAAUGCAGCUUUGUAAUCAAAAUUGGAGUAGAUCCUUUCAUAUGCUUCCUAGAACUAAACAACCCAUGGGAAGCUUGUGUGACUAAACAUACCAAAGUGCCUAUGAUGAAUGCAAAGUGUUCCGUUUCUACUCUCCUCCUGUCUGGCAGAUGAGAGUGUGCCUCAGUUUGUAAUGUACCAUGCAUGGGUGCAUUUGUAACGGAGUCUGUGGCUCUUCACAGCACAUCCCAGGUAGUCAUAAGGCCAGAGUACCCUCACUCUCCGUCUGUUGACACCUUCCUUUGAGUCCCCUGUUUAUAAAUUUUUUCCUGUUAGUAUGCAGGAUUGGUUUUUCUAGGAGAAAGUUGAUGUGUAUGUCACACAUGUGAACAUAUAUGCACAUAAAACAUGUAAGGGUGGCAGUUUAGUCACAGGAAAAAAGACAGGUGAUAGGUGAUACCUUAUUAAAACUAGUUGCUUCACCAUGUUAUUAGGUUUUUUUUUCCUUAAGUAUCUUUUCAGUUGGUCCACUGAAGGAUUUCGGUCAUAAUCUAUAAAGAAGAUUUUCUUUUUGAAAUUUUAUCAUGUCAGUGGUUUUCUACCAACAACCUAAACAUUUUGGUUUUGUGCCCACAAGCUUAAUCUGUUCAGUAUGUGUUUUAUUUAACAGAAUACUUUACUUAACAAUUAGGUAAAUUGAAUAUAUUUAAGGGUACAAUCGCCUAGUAAGUCCUCAAUCUGGCGCCCUCUGCUGCAGUCACAAACGCUGGCACCAGUGAGCUCAGAUACAGCCUCCCCACCUGCAUCAUCUGAGUCCUCUUUGGAAAGGAGAAAGUCCGGUAAUACCAGCCCACCUCCUGGUUGUAGUCCUGUAUCCUGCACGUGGAGAGCUGAGUUGCCAUCAAGGCACGUUCCAGUGUCCUGAAGAUAGAAGAUACUUUGGGUUCUCAAAAUGCUAACUUUCAGUUUUUAAUGACUUAUCUUGGAAAAAAGAACUUUAAGUUUUCUACUUAGAACCAAACCAGUGAGGGGAAAUUAGUGAUUUGAAGUACAGCUCCACUAACUCACCUACGUGGCGACUUAUCCUGUGCCUUAAAGUACCAAGGGAAAACGGAAGCACCCUUGCAACUGCAGUUACCACCCCUUAUGUUCUGCACCCGAGAGUUCCUCUACAGGGACUCUGUCCUUAUGCAGACAGAGGUCAGUCCUCCAGACAGUUGGGUAUUAUUUCAGAAACGCCAGGCAGAUGCAGAGAGCCCCAGUCCCUGGAUAUGUAUUCUCUGGUUGCUGCAAUGACUGGUCCCAUCUGGAUUACCCACUGUAGAGGAGGACCACAGAGGAUUGGUUUUUGGGUUUUUUUAAAUCAUAGAAUGUGCUUUUCGCUUAAUUAAUUUUACAUAACAGCACAUGUAUUUAUUCAAUAAAACUUUUGUUAGCUCA